Molecule: messenger RNA, 1573 nt
Organism: Rhinichthys klamathensis goyatoka
Lineage: Eukaryota; Metazoa; Chordata; Actinopteri; Cypriniformes; Leuciscidae
Exons: 5
Coding region: 125-1306 (393 amino acids)
Source: RefSeq, a predicted model, not a curated record
AGAGAACCUCAGAGUUUCGACGUUCGUUAUUUCGCUUCAAGUUUAUUGUUUAAAUGCAGAUAGUGCAGAAACUCACAAGAGCCUCAGCAAAGUUUUAGGAAAUUUUCGUUAUUUUGCAGAAGUGAUGUCUCAGUCAAAGAAAAUGCUUUAUACAUUUGUUUGGUUCUGUUUGUAUUAUGAACGCCUGUUUGGUGUGUUUGGUGUUGAGACGGGGGAAAUAAAAAAGGCGAUGGAGGGAGAUUCUGUUACUCUGAACAUUAGGGUGCAAAAAGGUGAGGAACUACUUUGGAUGUUUGGUCUUGAAGAGACUCUAAUUGCUCAAAUCAAUAAGAAGGAUGGAGUCUUCAACACAUAUGAAGAUGCUGAUCGUGGGAGAUUCAGAGGCAGACUGGAGCUGGACUAUGAAACUGGAUCUCUGACCAUCACAAACAUCAGAACUGAUCAUGCUGGACUUUAUCAACUACAGAUCAUCAGUAAAACGGUCUCAUACAAGACAUUCACAGUUUCUGUAUAUGCUCGUCUGCCUAUUCCUGGCAUCACCAGAGACUAUUCACAAUGUUCUUCUUCAUCAUCAUCAUCAGGAUCAUCAGUGUCCAAAUGUUCACUGGUGUGUUCAGUGUUGAAUGUGGGUCAUGUGACUCUCUCCUGGUACGCAGGAAUCAGUGUAUUGUCCAACAUCAGUGUGUCUGAUCUCAGCAUCAGUCUCUCUCUACCUCUGGAUGUGGACUAUCAGGAUAACAACACUUACAGCUGUGUGCUGAACAAUCCCAUCAGCAACCAGACCACACAUCUGGACAUCAGAGAACUCUGUCAGCCAUGUCCAGCUCCUCUGCCAAUUCCUGUCAUCAGCAGAGACUCUCCACAAUGUUCUUCUUCGUCAUCGUCAUCAAAUUGUUCACUGGUGUGUUCAGUGUUCAAUGUGAGUGAUGUGACUCUCUCCUGGUACAAAGGAACGAGUGUAUUGUCCAGCAUCAGUGCGUCUGAUCUCAGCAUCAGUCUCUCUCUACCUCUGGAGGUGGAAUAUCAGGAUAACAACACUUACAGCUGUGUGAUCAACAAUCCUGUCAGCAACCAGACCACACAUCUGGACAUCAACACACUCUGCCACACAUGUGCAGGCCGGGUCCACUGUUGUGGUUUUACUGAAACUAUCAUCCGAUUGGCUGUCUCUGUUCUGGUGGGCGUUGCUACUGUUGCUGUGGUGGUUUAUGAUAUCAGAUCUAGAAGAUAUUAUCAAAAGAGGAGAGAGCAAACACCACCUCAAUCACAUGAAGGUGAAUAUGAUGAUGUCACAUCAGGUCACUAGGGGGCGAUGAUGUUGAGAUGUAUUUUAUGUCUCAGGAAUAUUCCCGGCAUCUCAAACUCUAUGCAUGCUGUCAAUCAUAGAAAAUAAAAUCCACAAAAUGAAAAACUUGAAAACCAAUGCUCUUAUCAACGGACAGUGUGUUUCAUAACUGAUCAUACUGCCAUCUGGUGGUUGUUUUUGCUACAAACUGUUUUGCUAUUAAAGAACAGCUGUAUCUGUUAUUUCAAACAUUUUCUUUUACUUUUAAUGUAAGUUUUAGGUAACAAU